GGGAUUGUACCUUUAACAUUUAACCUUUACAUUUCAAAUAGACGGGCCGUCCUUGAUAACCUCUCACCUAGUAGCUACUGGUUUCUAGAAAGGAUAGAAAUUCAUUAAACUCCUGCUACGCUGCCGAUACUUUACUUAUUUCGCUCGUCUAUCGAGUCCUUGAUCGAUAUCCCCUAAGGACAAGGGCCGUGCAAAGUUCCACAGCAGGUAUGGAAGAACCGGCGAACUUCUUUAGUAGAGACAUCCAGGAUGGCGGAAAAGAUGGAAAUCGACCAUUUGAUAGCCCGUAUAUGAAGGAUUCAAGCAAUUAUUACCUAGAUGCCUCACCUGGUGCCAACCUAGACCACCCCUCUAUUGAUCCGCUGUCAGCCCAAACUCAUCAAUUAAAUCAGUUACCGAUGGAUUCGAUUUACGUCCAGCCUUCGAGAAAAACGGCAAAUCGUCGUGCAAAAUCACAAUCAACGAUACCGCAAUUCAACCCGGCUAGCUCCGAAUCCCCCGGCUUAUCUAGCGGAUCGUCGGAUACGCCGGAGUCUCACUCGUCGCAACACACUGUAACGCCUGAAGAUCGUUCUGGUGUUCAUGGUUUCCUGUCGGGAGAAUCUCCUCCCAGUAAAAGGAGAAAACAGCGAGGCAAGAAGGAUAUGGACGAGGGCAUCGAAACAGCCAAGCGAGACCGAUUCUUAGAGAAGAAUCGGGUGGCGGCAACUAAGUGUCGUCAAAAGAAAAAGGAGUGGGUGUCGGACCUAGAAGAGACAAGGUUUGGUUUAGAAAGCCAAAACAACCACCUUCAGAUGGAAUACAGCAGCCUGAGAAACGAGAUAACCCAAAUAAAAUCGCAACUCAUGGAGCAUGCUAGCUGCAACGACCCUAACAUCGACAAGUGGAUUGAGAAUGAGGCAAAGAGAUUUGUAGUGGGAGCAGGCGAACGGUACGACCAGAUGUUGGCUAACUUGGGCCAUGCCCCUGGAUUGGUAAAUCGCCACGAAAGCUUCUCUUCAGCUUCAGGAUACCCAACAGUCCCGGAUUCGGAACUUAUCAGCCCAGUGACUUCAUCACACAGAGGAAGUAUGUCAUUCCCUCCUGGGACCAUGAUGCCGAACUCACCUGUCUUAUGUCGUCCGGACUUAACACCAAGCAUGCCAGAAGCUAUGGCUCCUGUCCCAGCUGAAGAGCCAUUUUCAACAGGUCAUAUGCAUAAUCCAAUGCCAGAAGAUAUUGCCGGGUUUGAUGGCAUAUCAAUGGGAAACGAUGCGUUCCAGAGCUCGGCGAUGCCCGAAUGUUGACAACGAUGCAAGGUUUUAGGGGGGUAAGCUCGCGCUAUGGUACAACAUACGCUGUGCUUGUGUACCGGAAUGUCUAGUGAAGCUCUAAUGUCUGUCACUUAUUUUUAUCGACUUCCGGAACUAGACUCGAUUGGUACGUGCACCAAUGCGUGUCAAUAGGCAACAUCGAAUCUCGCAAGAUCUAGUACAAGGAGUUAUAUGCCUUCGGCGUGAAUGAUUUUCUGGGCCACCGUUAAGUGAGUGUUUCGUAUGCUAGGGGUUAUUUACGGAAUAGGGUGCUUAUAUGCGAAUUUUCGUGGGAGAAACUCGAAUCGUAAUGAAGGGGAUCUUUUUAAGACCUAGUCUCUUGGUGCUCCAGAGAACAAGAGGCAAAAGGUCUUAGGGAGAAGAGGUAGGGGUGGGCUCGUCUAGUAAUGUAUCACGUCGACAUUAAUCGAGUCGGAUGGGGGAAAUAAUGAUGGAAUGAGACCACGAUCGAUUCGAAACGCCUUCAUCGUCACGGGUGCCGGACAGGGCAGGCUGUUCGCAUCUUAGCACUAAUACAUAUUAG
This is a messenger RNA of Annulohypoxylon maeteangense, 1836 nucleotides long. RefSeq lists its product as uncharacterized. The record is from RefSeq and is a predicted model, not a curated record. The transcript has a single exon. Gene Ontology annotation, molecular function: DNA-binding transcription factor activity, RNA polymerase II-specific; RNA polymerase II cis-regulatory region sequence-specific DNA binding. Lineage: Eukaryota; Fungi; Ascomycota; Sordariomycetes; Xylariales; Hypoxylaceae. Bases 210 to 1286 code for a protein of 358 amino acids. Gene Ontology annotation, biological process: regulation of transcription by RNA polymerase II.